AUAUUUCUAAUUUCGCUUGAAAUCAAUGUUUAUCUGUAUUUCAAACAGUUGCAGUUGUCUCUGAAUUUCGGCAAAGAAGAGUGGCGGGAGUGAACGGAUUAUUUCCUUAAUGUUGUCCGUUUUCUUUGAUUGCUACAAAUGUGUUUAUAACGCUGCUUUCGAUGGACGAAACCGCCGUACGAGCUGAAAACUCGGGUACCAGCAAUUUUUAUGUAAUCAUGACUGGAACAUAAAGGACUAAAGGAGAAGCGACAAUAUACAGAGUGCAAAGUGGACAGAGUCCGCGUUCGACUCGACAUCGCCUGAAUGUGAAUCUCGGCAUAUUAAUCGCUCCAGAAUUUCCGUCGUGCAUUCGCUCUAUUACGUGACCGCUCUGACGUACUGAUAUGGAGAAUAACACAGUGGCUUGUAUUUGCACGUUUAGCGUUCAAACGUGACUUGGUACGCACGCGAAUCUUCGAAACUUGCGGAAAUUGGUGUAUUCUAAAAAGGUAGCCGCCGAUCUUCUCUCUACAGUUUGAAAAAGCUUGAAAAUCUGCCUCGACAGAUCUGCACCUGUGCAGAUUCAUCUCGUGAUCUUGCUCGAAACGUCGUGAUUAGAGGAUGCAACGAAGUCAGUUGAGAGACAUCUCGUCCUGGAUGACGCGCCUAUUCCCGGAGCCUGGAGACGGUAGUAGCCUAAUCGACGGGUUCAAAAUGUUCGGCUCGAAAAACAGCUCGCCCACCAGCACAUUUUACACCGAUCUCGAGAUCACGGAAGAGGACAAACAGGAGUUUCACAAGGACGAACAUUCCAAGACACCGUGCUUGUCGGAGCAGCAGAGCGCGACUAGCGAGGAUGGAAACUCGCAGGAUUCAGACACGGCAACAGGUGCCGAUGAACAACAGUAUGUCAGACAUUCCUUCCACAGGAUCGCCAGUUUCGGCGGCUUCCCGAGAUUUCAGCCGUUCGUCAUGUCCGCUUCCACGCCGGCCGAAUGCCUCGAUAUCACGAGGCACGAGGCAACGUCAACAGAAACGUCCUACAUUAAGAUGUCGCAUAGCGUCCUAGAAUAUAGAAGCAGCAGAUACGUAGCCUCAGAGAGGAGGUCUCAUCAGUAUACAUUAGAUACGUAUGCGGUAAGCGAAUCCGACAGCGAAGAGGAGUCAGAGGAGACGAGAUCUUCGGAAACAGACUCGGCGAUAGUAGCAAAUCAUACAGACGACAUAUCGAUAUCGGAGCCCAAACUGCUCGCAAAGAAGGGUUCCUCGGAUUCGAAGAGGAAGAAGGCACUGCAUGUGGCGCAGGAGUUGCUUGCGACUGAGAAGAAUUACGUGAACAUUCUGCAUCUGAUCGACCAGGUGUUUCAAUUCAGAGUCGACCAAGAAAAUAGAGCGCAUCCAAUGUUCCCUCCAGAGACUGUUCAGCAAAUGUUCUCUAAUAUUAAGUCUAUUUACAAAUUUCACAAUGACUUUCUGUUGCCGCAAUUCGAGAAGAGAAUGCAAUACUGGGACUCGAAUCCGAGAAUCGGUGACAUAAUGAAAAACUUUGCGCCAUUCCUCAAGAUGUAUACAGAGUAUGUGAAGAAUUUCGACUACGCUAUGAAUCUGAUAAACUCGUUGCAAAGUAAAGUGCCCAGAUUUGCAGCGAUCAUUAAUGAAAUUCAGAAGCUUGACGAGUGCGCUAAAUUGUCGCUACCUCAUCAUAUGUUGAGUCCGAUACAGAGGUUACCGCGAUAUGAGCUGCUUCUCAAGGAUUACUUACGAAAUCUUACAGAAGAUAAUCCAGAUUACGAAGAUACGAAAAAGGCUCUUGAAUUGGUAUCCACCGCUGCGAAUCAUACGAAUGAAGCAAUGAAAAAAAUCGAUAAAUUUAAGAAACUUUUGGAGAUUCAAGAAAGUAUAUACGAUGCGACUGAUCUAGUUAGUGCGACUCGUGAAUUGGUAAAAGAAGGGCGUAUAGUGAAAAUUUCCGCGCGCAGCGGUGAUCAUCAGGAAAGACAUUUGUUUUUGUUUAGUGAUUUAUUAUUACUCUGCUCGAUAAGACUGAUACCCGGACCUUUGUACCGACUAAGAGCCAAAUUUAUGGUGGAAAAUUUACAAGUAGUUGAAGGGGACAAUCUAGAAACGGCAAAUACCUUUUACAUAAGGGACGAAAAUAAAAGUGUUGAAUUGUACACACAAUCCGCUGCGGAGAAAGCGGCAUGGCUGGACGCAUUGUUCCAAACGAUGCAAGAGAUUAUGAGACGUAAAGCCAGCCUGAAGACUGGCAAUGUUAAGACUUCCUUAGUUAAGGCCGACGACGUAACUAGGUGCAUGGUUUGCGAAGUUAUCUUCUCUGUGAUGAAACGAAAACAUAAUUGCCGGGCUUGUGGAAUAGUGGUUUGUAGUAAAUGCUCAAAUCAGAAGUUAUUAUUUGAAGACAAUAAGAAUAUGAGAGUAUGCAGAUUAUGUCAUGCCGCACUCACUCAGCCACUCGCGAAAUCACCAACAUCACCCUCUGGACCAGUGCCAAGUUUGCUGCAGGUUUCAGCGAGCGCGCCUUCAGUAUUAUCCGGCUAUCUGUUGCUGAAAACGCAGGCCAGUAAACCCUGGAUCAGACGAUGGUUCGCAUUACAUGUCGACUUUGUUCUGUAUUCAUUCAAAUCUGAGUCAGAGAGUAUGGCCAUGACAGCGACACCUAUGCCGGGCUUCAUGGUCACCGAAGGUACAAAAUUAUCUGAUGAGGACCCUCUGAACACAAAGGAUCGAAUUAGAGCAUUCAAGAUGCAUCAUUCUAGAAAGUGCUAUUAUCUCCAAGCAUCUUCUCAAGAGGACAAAGACAAAUGGAUGCACGCGUUGGAGUUGGCUACGAAGGCUGAACUACCUCAUUUUAACCAGACGGAGAAUGAAAGCGCACAAGAAAGUCAAUCGAUGAACGAUGUACAAUGAACAUUUGUACCUUUUUAUCUAUACCAAACUAGCCAAUUUUUUUACUAUCAUACUCGUAAGCGAGAGAAGGACACGGCAAUUGUACACUACAAGAGAAAUCGAGUCAAUAGCGGCCGCUGCCGAAACGCUUGUUGUUUUGUAUAAUGUUCUGUUAUAGUAUAU
This is a messenger RNA of Harpegnathos saltator (Jerdon's jumping ant), 3072 nucleotides long. RefSeq names its product FYVE, RhoGEF and PH domain-containing protein 1. Lineage: Eukaryota; Metazoa; Arthropoda; Insecta; Hymenoptera; Formicidae. Gene Ontology annotation, cellular component: cytoplasm. The transcript has 9 exons. Gene Ontology annotation, biological process: cytoskeleton organization; filopodium assembly. Gene Ontology annotation, molecular function: guanyl-nucleotide exchange factor activity; metal ion binding. Bases 604 to 2910 code for a protein of 768 amino acids. The record is from RefSeq and is a predicted model, not a curated record.